AUGUCAACUAUCCUCACCGACAGACUUCUUGCCGAUAACAGCCUCCGGAACCUCGAGGACUAUGGUAUAAGCUUGGUUGCCAGAUUAAACACCAAGUUCGAAACCGCAAACUACCCUCAAGAUGUGGAAAUUUCAAUACGUUCAAUCCAAUCCUUGUACCGAGAAUUGAACGAACAACUGGCGCCAUUUCUGAGAUCAUGCUCUAAAAGAGACGCGUUGGCUAAAAAGCAGGAUAUAGGCUAUGAUUCCGUUGAUCCGGCAUCUCAAAUUACAGAUGACACCAUCAGCCAUAUCAACUCGAUCCUUGCAAGAUUAUCGGAAGAUAUGACUGGUGGCAGAAUUUCGCUGCCUGAGGAAUGUCCGGAGAUUGCCAGCAUGGUCCAAUUAAUGCUAAUUCUAAUUUCCAUGGCCAAUAUGCUGUCUUUAGGCAAGUUCCUUCUAAGCACUACACUGCCGCUUGUAGAUGAUAUUGCAUAUUACGACAAUAUUCGGGGUUCGCCACUUGCAGUUGGUAUAUACACAGUUCAAACAUUUCCAUCCACAAUUCUCACUCUUUUAUCCCAUCUUUACGUUAAGCUGGCCGCCCAACAUGCGUACCACACUGUUAGGGAAAUUCCAUCCUGGGUUCCCUGCUGGUUUAAGGUAGUCUACCAACAAUGGAUGAAGUGGAUUGCACCUUUGCCAAAGGUUGCACUGAAAAACGUGUCAACAUUUCUACAAUCGCCUGCUGCUUAUGUUGUUAGCAGGCAGAAGUACUCACAUUCAAUCGUGACGAUGUUCAUCACAUCGACGGUUGGAUUACCGUUUUUAUACGCAUCUUCGAGGGCCAAGUACCACCGGAAGGCCUUGGCAAGACUCAGGACCCAUAAUAUAAGGAGGAUCGGCUAUCUAAUUGAUGAGAUUCUUCCGCUAAUCAAAUUUAAUGGGUCUUCCGCCCUGAGAUUCAACCAUCAAAUAAACGCCGGCUUGAAAAUGCUAUGCAGUUCGAAUUUCGAUGGCAAGUCGAACGAGAGUGCAGGCAUGUCUCACUCAGUUAGCGAUGAUUUGACGGAGUUGACCAGCAUCUGUCAGACUCAUAUUCCUUCAUUAAAACAUUCAACUCAUGAUCUGGUUCGCCACCACAAUCAACCCUCUUUUCUCACAAGAUUCUGGCCCUUGGCGUUGAUUGGAUAUAAAUAUGUUCCGGAAAUAGUUCAGCAAGUUGUAAAUAACAGGGAAGCAGCUAUUCUCUGGAUUCGUACCAAUAUCGUGGAAACGGUUUCUAGCUUUGCGAGAAACUGGAUAGUGAAGCCGUUGGUUAACAUUUGGAAGACAAUAAGACAUGACGAUAGCUCCAAGAUAGCAAUAACCUCAAAGAAUUCGUUGAAUUCGGAUCUUGAGGCCUUGGAGCGUAUGACUGUCGAUUAUUGUGUUGAGAACUACUCGUACUUCACCGAUGUACCCCUAACUGAGGCAAACAGAGAGAUACUAGUUAAGAACAUAACGGCAGAAGUGAGAAGUGGAAAUAUGGAUAAGGUCAUGAGACUCUAUGAGCAAAACUUGAAGACCCCGAUGAAAGCAAUAAUCAACGGCAAUAUGGUGCGGAAUAUCUUGAUUCAGGUGCAAAAGACAAAAGUCGAUGGAGACGUUGCACUUUCCGGUAUCGAUAAGAUCAUGCAGUCGCAAGAAUUGGUCUUUGGACUGGUUGCAGCUUCACCAGCUUGUCUAGUUGUUUGGUACAUAGUGGUAAGUACGAGAAGCUAUCUAAGAAAUGGAUACUUGGUUAGAUUUACCAGAAACCAUAGACAAAGCGCCUUGAAGUCAAUGAAUACCUUGGAAAAGCUAGUGGGUAUUCAACUACAAAUCAGCCAGGGCGAACAGUUGAAAACUUCUACAUUUGGCGAUAGAUACUUCAACAAUGGAUUGAUAUACAUGGAACUCAUAAAUUUGAGAAGACAGACGUCGUACAUUUUCCCCACUUUCUUGCAAAGCGACUGGAUAAGAGAUAUGAACGAUGUUCUCGCCACAUCCCAGUUUCCGGAGCUUCGACUCAACACCAUCCAGAGAAUAUGGAAUGUGUAUGGAAGCUAUCUAAAGUGA
This is a messenger RNA of Brettanomyces bruxellensis, 2079 nucleotides long. RefSeq lists its product as uncharacterized. The record is from RefSeq and is a predicted model, not a curated record. NCBI's taxonomy places the organism in Eukaryota, Fungi, Ascomycota, Pichiomycetes, Pichiales, Pichiaceae. Gene Ontology annotation, cellular component: mitochondrial outer membrane. The coding region runs from base 1 to 2079 and encodes 692 amino acids. The transcript has a single exon.